AUGACUUGGGGUGGUGGUCAAAAGGCAGCUAAAGCCGAGCCAACGUGCGGGUUCUGCCAGCGGGCAGAUUGCAGCCCCAAGGUGCUGGGGCAGCUUUGCCGUCAGGGUGGGCUCUGCGCCCAUGAGAACUGCCUGUACCACGCCAGCAGGCUGAGCCAGAGAGGGGCCGAUGAAGAGGGCUUCUAUGGCUUCCUCUGCCCUGACAGCCAGAACGAGCUGAAGCGGGUGGCACAGAAGAGGUGCUGCAUCUGCCGUGGGGUCACCGGCAGAGCCCGGCGCUGUCCCAGCACCUUCCACUCCCCCUGCGGCAGCGAGCGGGGCUGCGUCUCCCAGUUCUGGGGCUGAAGCAUCACCUCCGUCCGCAGGUCCUUCUGCGGGCAGCACCGGCCGGUGCAGCAGGACCAGACCCUGUGCCUCACCUACCAGGAGGCGGUGGCGGACACCCUGCUCUGUCCCACCUGCCCCAGCUCCUGCUUCCACCGCCGCUGUAUCCAGGGCCAGGCGCUGCGCUCUGCCCUGCACCGCUUCCGCUGCCCGCUCUGCUGCCGGGACACGGUCACCUAAGAAGAGAUGUUCCGCCUGGGCAUCAGCAUCCCGGAGAGGGAUGCUGCCUGGGAGGAGGGUGGAGCCUUUGCCGACCCUUAUCGGCGGCACAGCUCCUGUGACACCAGCCAGUGCCUGUGCCCCGUGGGAUGGGAGGGGGCAGAGGAGAACGGGCCCUGGCGACUGCUGCUUUGCCACUCCUGUGGCUCCCACAGGACCCACCAGCGCUGCUCCAACCUGGGAGAAGAGGUGCAUUCCUGGGAAUGCUGUGGCUGCAGCGACACGGGCACUGGUGAGGGCUGCAGUUGUCCCGGUGGCGGGGGACACACACACAAGCCAGCCCAGGAGCUGGACCCACUGGCACAGGGACCCUCGUGCAGUGUCCCAGCUCCUGAUGCCUGCCCUGGGGACGAAGAGGCCAGGAUCCCUGCAGGACACCCCAAUACCAACCUGCCCUCCCAGGCCCUGCCCUAG
Messenger RNA from Pezoporus occidentalis (night parrot), 1017 nucleotides. Its product is annotated as PHD finger protein 7-like. NCBI's taxonomy places the organism in Eukaryota, Metazoa, Chordata, Aves, Psittaciformes, Psittacidae. The record is from RefSeq and is a predicted model, not a curated record. Gene Ontology annotation, cellular component: nucleus.